GUCACGUGACUUCCAAUAAGUGGUUCCUCCUGAGUUUCGCUUCUCCGCUGGCAGUGCUUAAGAGCCUCCUCGGCUUGCUUUCGCUUCACUCUGCUUCCAGCCAUGGCUGAGGUGGCCAGGGCGCCGUCGCUGCCGGUCCUCUUCGGCCUGGAAGAGGAGCUGACCUGCUCCAUCUGCCUCUGCCUCUUCGAGAGCCCAGUGACCACCCCCUGCGGGCACAACUUCUGCCUGCCCUGCUUGGAAAUGACCUGGGGCCCUGGGAAGGCCUCAGGCGAGGGCUUCAGCUGCCCCCAAUGCAGGACCCACUUCCACAGCCGCCCUGAGUUGAGGAAGAACACGGUGCUGUGCCGAGUGGUGGAGCAAUUCGAAAAGGAGCCCCGCAAGGAAGACCCAGGCCCCAAAACGGUGGAGAAGAAGCCCCCCCAGGAGAGUCCUGUGCCUUGCGACAGCUGCCUUGGGGCCCAAGCAGCCCAGACUUGCCUCAGCUGCAUGGCCUCCUUCUGCCAGGAGCACCUGCGGCCUCACCUGGAGAGCCCGGCCUUCAAGGGCCACCACCUGGUGCCCCCUGUGAGGGACCUCCACAGCAGGAAGUGCCCCGACCACGGCAAGCUCCUCGAGUUCCACUGCCAGGACCACGGCAGGUGCAUCUGCUGCUUCUGCUUGGUCACCCACAAGGCCUGCGACACCGUCCCCUUGGCCCAGGCCAAGGAGGAGAAGGAGGCGCAACUUAAAAAACGAUUGACGGAACUAUAUACACUGAAUGAAAAGGCUUCACAGUCUUUGGAUCAAGUACGAGCACAGCAGAAACAAACCAGUGAUACAGCCGCUCGGAAGUUGGAUUUGCUGAAGUCCGAGUUCCAGGAAAUAAAAGCUUUCAUUCAAGAAGAGGAAGAAGAGUCUGUGAAGAAAGUCCUCGCAGAGAAGCAAAGAGUCCUUGAUAAAUAUGAUUUUGUCUAUAAAGUCCUUGGCAAGAAGAGAAAUGAAAUCCAAGGGGAGAGAGACCAAAUUGAAAUGGCCUUGUCAGCUGGAGAUGACAUCUCUUUCUUAAUGAAAGCAACAAAAUUGCGGCCGAUGCAGAUCAAAGACGUAUUUAUCCCCAAAAUAGAGUUGGACCAAAAGGUGAUACAUGCUGUUUAUCAAAAGUCUUUUGGCUUGAAAGAAAACGUGAAACAAUAUUUGACUCAGCCUGAAGAAGGGAUCUCACAGGCAAAGCCUGGAAAAAAGAACCCAGGACCACAUGCUCCAAAACAAGACAGUGUUCCAUUGAAGCCUUCAGUGGACAUGGCUUCCAAGGAGGCAAAUGCUGCUUCUACUGCUGAAAACAAACAGGGAAGAAGAAGACCCGCUAGGCGCACACAAAGUCCCAACCAGAGAGCGCGGAGUUCUAGCAGGACAGUGCUGGAGACUCAGUCGGUAACCACCAUUCAAACCUUUUUAGAUAAAUCAAGAGAGGAACUUUUGGAAUUUGCUGUAAAAUUCUGUCUGGAUUUCAACACGGCCCAUAAGAAAGUGGUCUUAUCGGAGAAAAACACCAAAAUGUCUGUAUCAGAAACCCCCCAGAAUUACAGCCACCACCCACAGCGUUUCAGCUACUGCUCCCAAGUGCUGGGCUUCCAGUGUUUCAAGAGGGGCAUCCAUUACUGGGAAGUAGAGAUGGAGCAGAGCAACUUCUGUGCCAUUGGCGUCUGCUAUGGGACCAUGCCCAGGCAAGGAGCUGAAAGCCGCCUAGGGCGCAAUAACAGCUCAUGGUGCAUCGAGUGGUUCAAUACCCGGAUCUCUGCCUGGCACAAUGACAUCGAAAAGUGCCUGCCCAACACCAAGGUGCAGAAGAUUGGUAUCCUCUUGAAUUAUGAGGGUGGCUUCCUUAUUUUCUUUGGUGUCUCUGAGAAAAUGAUCCUCCUCUAUAAGUUCCGGGCACAGUUCACAGAAGCCCUCUACCCAGCCUUCUGGAUCUUCUCCGGCGGAACCACUCUUUCCAUCUGCUAGUCAAAGUGAAAGACCAGACAUGCAUCCCUUCCCAGUUAUAUAGGGCAUCCUUAUGCUAGUGCACCAUAUAUGUAUUGGAGCCCAGUUCUUUGUAUGACUUUCUUGAUUAAUGCCAAGCAAAGCUAUAUUUCAUGAAGUUUCUGUGCUUGCUUUUUGAAAGCCAAGGCUGUCAAAUCAAGGCCAUAGUCUACCAAGAACAGCACUCAGCCAAGCCUCUCUGACAUGACCUUAGUUAGACAACUUGGACUUCAAGUAAAUCACUUGUGAAAUCCUUAGUAGACAGUAGUUAGUGGGAAUAUAUGGUUUACUGUAUCCUUUGUCAUCCCUAAGAAAGGGCUGGUGGAGGUAUGCCAGAGCAAACAAUUAUUCUGUUUCUGCUUUAAGGCAUAAUUAGAAACACAGGGUAAUGGUGUCUGUCUCUUUUUCAUAGUCUGCACUAUUCACAGUUCUUUGCACCUAUAAGUCCAGGUGUAAAAGUAAGGUCCAUGGGGCCAGACGUGCAGUCAUUCAUUUACCCUCUUUCACUUGCAUGGAUCAAUCUUCUGAACACUUCAUGAUCGAUUAAAGUUGUGGGACUUUGCUUGUACUAUAAACUUAGUUAUAAUUCUACCGCAGGAGAUCACAAUCUACAGUAUCCCUGUGCCUCUGUUGUCUAGGAAAUUGAUAACUGGCAAGUGUAUCCAUAUAGAAGAGAGGGCAAAAAAUCUUAGCAUCAGGUGUCAGUGGUAAUGGGACACUUACAAAGCAACACAUUGAAUUCUGAAGCCUCCUUUGAUCUCCUGUGGUGUUACAAAGUCCCCAGCUGUUUUUCAGAUGCUUUGAAAGCUUUUUCAUCUUAGCGUCUGAUGAGAUAGAGAAAUCCCUGUAUGCUGUAUGAUAAGUCUCCUCAUUGCUUAAUGCAGUGCUUCAUUGUUCUGCAAGCUUAAGAAGCUGGAGCUAUUGAGGGCUUUGAAUAAUUGACAUGCACAGACAGGGAGUCUGAUGUGGAUGUGUGUUUUAUAUAUUAAAACACACCAUCACCAUCUUGACCAUUUUAAGUGUACUUCUCUACUUGGGAGGAACACGCUGUUGUUCUACUGGUAUUUGUAGAAUUUGGAAGAAUGCUGUGCCUCUGCUGUGGGCAUUUGCAAUAUUUUCAAUGCCAGAAGGAUACAAUGAGUGGGAAUGUGGAAGGCUUGUCUUGAAGCAUAAAAGUUCAGGGCAAGAUUGGAGCUCUGCUUUACUCAUCCUUGUUGGAAGUGGUUUAGAUCUCAUUUGCCACAUGCAGGUCUCCAAGUCUUCACUAACAUGUGGCUUAGAGCAGAUACUUAAAAUCACUUACCUGAUUUAUAAGGAAUGUGAAAAGUCUAUUAGUGUCACAGAGUUAAUCAUGUUUCUAAGCCAUUCUUCCUAGUUGGCAUUUUAGCAAUUAACAUGGGAACUGUCUUUUUAACAUUCACAUACUGGGCACCUAUCUGUGAAGGGGUGAAGGAUUGCAGACUCUUGGACGACUUUAUUUUAGCCUUCUUGGAAGUGAUGUUUUUUCCCACUUUGGAAGGUGAUACAGUCUGACUCCAAUAAUUGAAAACAACUUUGUUGUUUUCUUCUCAAGGCAGAGGUACAACACAUUAGAAACAUUGCCAAGGAUAUACUAACUUAUUUCCCUUGGACUUUGCACUAGUAGGAAUGAGCACUGUCUUCUCUUUCUUGGAUCAGGGCAUAGAGAACAGAAAAUACGUUUGACCCAAAUGUGCUCACCUUUUCAGGAAUCUUCAGGAAUCAUGACCUACUGCAUUGAUCUUUUUGGGGUAUUUAGAGAUGAGAGAACUAUUGAGAAUGUAGAUCAAGUAGGUUCCUCACUAAUAUAGCAAACCCAUCCUUGGUGUUCAGAAGCUGCAGGGUGCUAUUGCCUCUGUGAUGAAGCUUGUGAUAUUUCUUACAGGAUUUAAGGAUUUCUUUCCUUCAUGAAGAAGGGAAUGUUAUUCUCUGUGACUUGGUAAGGCUUGUUGGCUCUUUUGUGGAGCUGCCCUUGAGACCACUUUUGCCCCAAAGGAAGUCUCAUGAAACUUUCUUCCUGCAAAUGAUCAUUGAGAUUUAGGCACACUUGUCUGUGCUUAAAAAAAUCUCAGAAGAUCCAAAGCACAGUGGAUCUGAUUUCUCUUUUCCAAAGGUUGUUGAAUCUGGGAUGCGUUCACUGUGGUGACUUAGCGAGCAUCUUGGAGUCCUUGUGCUACGGUUGUGAUAGAUCUUUCUAACCAGUUAUACUCUUACAGUUAUACCGAAGAAAAGAUAACCUCGGUUUAUCUCAUCACAAUAUGGAAUAAUUGGCCAUAGGAUAGUUGACUCACAAGAUAAAACAUAUUGGGUUUCAUCAGAAGGGAGCCAAAUCUGUCUUCUGGGAUUUUUUUUCUGACUAGGUGAAACUUGUUUAAAAAGUAAUGCUAUCUGAUGUAUCCAUAUUUGGAUGGAUACAGAGUUAACUUUGUUAUGAUGUUGGAGAUUUAACAUUUUGACAGGUUUUUCCACAUACAGAAUGGAUUAAAAGCAAUCUCUGUGUUACCAGUGCUGUUGGUGUAAAUCGUUACAGCACAUAGGGAUGAUUGAACUGAAGCACAACAUAAAACAUUGAAAAUUUAAAAGCCUAGGUGCUUCACUGUGUGAUUUUCAAAAUGAUGUAUAACUACAGAAUGUCUAGCAAUUGAAAAGUAUGUAUACUGUAUCUACAGAAUAUCUGGCAAAGAUUGUGAAUGAUUACAUUGAUCCAUUGGUGAUUUUAAGAAAUUCAGAUUAGAAGUAAAUAACAAAAAAAGACUCUUGUUGUUAAGAGUUUGUUUUUCUCUGUUUCAAUCCUGUCUUUUGCCAUCUCUGAUUGUGACAAAUGUAAUGUAGCUGAGGCUGCCUGGCCAUGCAGUGCUUCCAUUCUCAUUCAUUGAACGUUCAAUAAAUUCUGAUUGUUAUCGUUA
Anolis sagrei ordinatus is the source of this 4928-nucleotide messenger RNA. It is a transcript of the gene TRIM25, whose product is annotated as tripartite motif containing 25. Lineage: Eukaryota; Metazoa; Chordata; Lepidosauria; Squamata; Anolidae. The record is from RefSeq and is a predicted model, not a curated record. Gene Ontology annotation, molecular function: protein binding.